Molecule: messenger RNA, 813 nt
Organism: Mobula hypostoma (lesser devil ray)
Lineage: Eukaryota; Metazoa; Chordata; Chondrichthyes; Myliobatiformes; Myliobatidae
Product: testis-specific serine/threonine-protein kinase 6-like
Exons: 1
Coding region: 1-813 (270 amino acids)
Biological process (GO): intracellular signal transduction; protein phosphorylation
Cellular component (GO): cytoplasm
Molecular function (GO): ATP binding; protein serine/threonine kinase activity
Source: RefSeq, a predicted model, not a curated record
AUGUCCGGAGACACGUUUCUGGCAGAGUUAGGGUACAAACUUGGAAAAACCAUUGGUGAAGGUAGUUACUCCAAAGUGAAAGUGGGCACUUGCAAGAAAUACAGGGAGAAUGUGGCUAUAAAGGUGGUGGACAGGAAAAAGGCUCCCCCGGAUUUUGUUGAUAAAUUCCUGCCGCGGGAGCUAGACAUCCUGAGAGGGAUCAAACACCCUCAUAUUGUGCAGGUCUUUGAAUUCAUCGAGGUCUGCAAUGGGAAGCUCUACAUUGUGAUGGAACAAGCUGCCACCGAUCUCCUGCAGCUGAUCCAGAACCGGGGCCACAUCCCGAACCACGAGGCCCGACACUUCUUCUCGCAGAUUGCCUGCGCUGUUAAGUAUCUCCACGAGCGGAAGAUUGUCCACCGCGACCUCAAGUGUGAGAACAUCCUGCUAACCGAGGACAUGCAGGUGAAGAUCACCGACUUUGGGUUCGGGAAGAAAAUCCAUAGCUCCCCCCACCUUAGCAGCACUUACUGCGGCUCGGCAGCCUACGCCCCUCCGGAGGUCCUCAUGGGCGUCCCUUAUGAUCCCAAGAAGUAUGACAUUUGGAGCGUGGGCAUCGUCCUCUACGUGAUAGUGACGGGGUGCAUGCCGUUUGAUGAUUCAAACAUCAGCAAGCUGCCCAAGAGCCAACAGAAAGGGGUGGUCUACCCGGAGAACGUUCACCUGGAGGAGAAGUGUCAAAGCCUAAUCCAGGAGCUUCUGCAGUUCAGCCCAACCGAGCGACCGGCUGCCCACCAAAUCGUCAAACACGCCUGGGUUAGGGACGGCAAGUAG